Molecule: messenger RNA, 525 nt
Organism: Cryptomeria japonica (Japanese cedar)
Lineage: Eukaryota; Viridiplantae; Streptophyta; Pinopsida; Cupressales; Cupressaceae
Product: probable 2' cyclic ADP-D-ribose synthase BdTIR
Exons: 1
Coding region: 1-525 (174 amino acids)
Biological process (GO): signal transduction
Source: RefSeq, a predicted model, not a curated record
AUGACAUCUUCUUCCUCAUCUCACCAUGCUUUCUUUGACAUUCAACCUGACGGCAUAAGGAGAACAGCAGAAGGAUCUUCCAAAAUUUUUGAUGUGUUCAUUAACCACAGAGGUCCUGAUUGCAAAGAUACUCUGGCUAUGCAGCUUUACAAUUUGCUGAAGGAACUUGGAAUAAGGGCGUUUCUUGAUUCAGAAGAGAAGGAGCUUGGAGUUUCUUUUCCUUCUACAAUUGAAAUAGCCAUCCAUUCCGCUUCAGCUCACGUGGCUAUCUUUUCCAAAAGAUAUGUAGAAUCGGCCUGGUGUUUGGUGGAGUUGCUUCUCAUGUUACAAAGUAGAUUUAAGAUUAUUCCAGUGUUCUAUGGUGUCAAGCCUUCCGAUCUUCGCUACAUAGAAAAGGGCGUGUAUGCCGAUGCAUUCGGUAAACAUGAAGAGAAGGGCAAGUACAUGCAAAAGCUUAAGGAGUGGAAAGAAGCUCUCCAUUCUAUUUCAUUUACCACAAGCUAUGAAAUCAAUAAUUUUAAGUAA